Molecule: messenger RNA, 3681 nt
Organism: Tachysurus vachellii
Lineage: Eukaryota; Metazoa; Chordata; Actinopteri; Siluriformes; Bagridae
Gene: cpne3
Product: copine III
Exons: 16
Coding region: 153-1781 (542 amino acids)
Biological process (GO): ERBB2 signaling pathway; cellular response to calcium ion
Cellular component (GO): plasma membrane
Molecular function (GO): calcium-dependent phospholipid binding; receptor tyrosine kinase binding
Source: RefSeq, a predicted model, not a curated record
GUCCACUGCGACAGGCCUAACCCAAUGCACGCGAUCUGCGCAUGCGCACGGCGUGCUGUCAAUAAGGGAGUUUACUUUCGAAAGGGAGUGGAGCUGAAACUGCUACCGAAAAUCUUUUCCCCGGAACAAAAUACAAUUAAUUGCUUCCUGUAAUGGCGACACAGUGUGUGACCAAAGUGGAGCUUACAGUCUCCUGUGAAAACCUUUUGGACAUGGAUGUUGGCUCCAAGUCUGACCCGCUUUGUGUCCUGUAUAUGAAUGCAUCUGGAAAUCAAUGGUUUGAGGUGGGCCGCACAGAAAAAAUUCAGAAUUGCUUGAAUCCCAGAUUUGCCAAGAAGUUUCUCAUCGAUUAUCACUUCGAAAUUGUACAGAAACUUAGAUUUGGCAUUUAUGAUAUAGACAACAAAACCGUUGAUCUGAGUGAUGAUGACUUCCUUGGAGAAUUGGAGUGUUCCUUGGGUCAGAUUGUUUCCAGUGAGAAGCUGACCAGACCUCUGAUCUUAAAGAACAAGAAACCAGCAGGAAAAGGAACCAUUACAAUCACUGCAGAGGAAAUUAAGGACAAUAGGGUGGUGAAUUUUGAAGUUGAGGCCAGGAAGCUGGAUAAAAUGGAUUUCUUUGGAAAGUCAGACCCCUACCUGGAAUUCUACAGGCAAAUGGACUCAGGGUGGCAGCUUGCCCACCGAACAGAGGUGGUAAAGAACAACCUAAACCCCUGUUGGAGACCUUUUAAAAUCCCUCUGCAGUCUCUUUGUGGAGGAGAUAUGGAGAAACCUAUCAAGGUGGAAUGUUACGACUAUGACAAUGACGGAUCACAUGACCUUAUUGGGAUUUUUGAGACCAAUUUAAAACGCCUACAGGAGGCUACACGCCCUUCUCCGGCAGAGUUUGACUGUAUAAACUUGAAGAAAAAGCAGAAGAAAAAGAACUAUAAGAACUCUGGUGUUGUGAGCGUGAAACUCUGCCAGGUUGUGAAAGAGUACACGUUUUUGGAUUACGUCAUGGGUGGCUGCCAGUUAAAUUUCACUGUUGGAGUGGACUUCACAGGGUCAAAUGGUGAUCCGAAGUCUCCUAACUCUUUGCACUACAUCAGUCCUAGUGGUGUUAAUGAGUAUCUUUCUGCUAUCUGGUCUGUUGGACUGGUGAUUCAAGAUUAUGACAGUGACAAAUUAUUCCCAGCUUUUGGAUUUGGGGCACAGAUUCCCCCAAACUGGCAGGUGUCUCAUGAGUUUCCACUUAACUUCAAUCCAUCUAAUCCAUUUUGUGCUGGAGUAGAGGGCAUGGUAGACGCAUACAGGAAGUGCCUGCCACAGGUCAAACUUUAUGGGCCUACAAAUUUUGCUCCCAUCAUCAGACACGUGAGCAACUUUGCCCAACAGGCACAACAGCAGAAUACAGCCAGUCAAUAUUUUAUCCUGCUCAUUAUUACGGACGGCGUGAUCACAGACAUGGACCACACCCGAGCUGCCAUUGUAGCUGCUUCCCGUUUACCCAUGUCCAUCAUAAUUGUGGGUGUGGGUGGGGCUGACUUCACUGACAUGGAAAUCCUGGAUGGGGAUGAUGGACGUCUGAAAUCUCCCACAGGAGAGCCAGCCAUGAGGGACAUUGUGCAGUUUGUUCCCUACAGACAGUUCCAGAAUGCUCCUAAAGAGGCAUUGGCACAGAGUGUACUGGCAGAGGUUCCUGGCCAGGUUGUCAAUUUCUUCAACAUGGUGAAGCUCAGCCCGCUUAAAUCAAGAACCCCUGUGGCCGAUGCUGAUGGGCAAAAGCUAAACGCCUAAUGCUGCUUCAGAGAACACCAGCUCUAGCCCAUGCUUCAUUCCUGUACAGCAUGCCAGACCCUUGCCAACUUCCUCACUUCAUACAAGCAUGUAAACAGAUAUACAAGAUGUCAUAUGUCAUAAUAGUAGUUCAAAUUGCUCUGUGAUUUAUAAAGCAUGGACUCCACAAUACAUGAAGAUUUCUGCUCCAGCACUAAUCUGAAAGACUUCUCUAAACGCUGAAGCAUUUUAUUCCUUUUGGCUGUAGAAAGCUUUUGUUACUGGUGCAGAAAAAAGAUUUUAAGAUUUUAAGUCUGCACAGUUUUCCAUUUAUACCAGUUAACAUCUCACCACUACACACACCUGGUAACAAUAGUCAAGUGUGCUUUGAGUCAGGUACAUACACACAAGAUCUGUUUAUUAAAACAAGAUAUGUUUUGACAACAAUCAAAUAAGCUCAUACUCUGAAGUGCUCUUUAGGUAUACAGACACAGUCGUAUCAUGAAACUCCUCAUUUAAAGCUAUGUUCAAAUCACCAUAUUUAAUCUGUCCCAAGUGCUAUUUUUUCCUAAAUAAGACACAGCUGUGUGAACCCCAAAUACUUUUCUAUCUGGUUAUUUUUCUGAUUUCUUCUACAAAGCUAAGGCAUGGCAAGGGAUGGAAUAGUUUAUGCUGUUAAUGUGUACAUAGCCCAAGUGCAUGUUUACACACAUUUAUUCAAAUGUGAGCAUGUACUGUUUUUUUUAAUGUUUUUUUGGUUAAUUUUAUGUUUGUUUUAUGUUUAAAAAUUGUAAUUUUAUGUUCAAUAAGUUUUUCAAGCAGGAUAUAUAUUUACAUGUUGGUAUAUAAGUUACUUUAAUAUUUAGAGGAAAUGAUCAUUUUUGUCACAGUUUACACCGUUCCAUUGAGCAGUUAUGCUAUUAAGUGCUAUAAUAAUACUGAUAUUUUUAUUUUCUAUAGCAUCUGAAAGGGUAUAGAGUGGUGAGGCAGGUAGUGUUGCUACCUCACACAACUGGUUACCACCUCACACCAGGGUUUGAUCCUGAACUUGGGUUAUUAUCUGUGUGGAGAUAUUUUUGUGUCUGUGGGUUUUCUCCGUCAACCACCAGGAAUAUGCCACUAGGUCAGUUGGAUGUGUUAAUUGCCUCUAGUUGUGAAUGAGUGUGUGUAUGAGUGUGUGUCUGGCUUGAAAACGUGUACCCAUGGUCAGUUACAGUAUGUUUGUAUAUACUGCAGUGUCUUGCCAAACUUCCAGAUGGGUCUUGUUUGUCUAGCUUUUUUUUUUUGAUUUAGAAUUUAUUUUAUAAGCCAUAUAAUUACUUUAACCAAUAUUACAGUAUUAAGGAUCUGAUUCUAGUUUUCUCAAAGCCUUAUUUGAAUUUACAGAUAUAUUUACAUAUUUUUAUGCAUUUAUAACAAAAAUUGCUUCCCAAUUCAGUUGGGCUUUAGAUUGAAGAGUUUGUGCACAUUUUUAUUUUUGUGUUGAAUGUUUUUAAAAUGUGCAGUUUGGAAUAAAGAAAUGUCCAAACACUUAUUAAACUGAUUAUUAACUUUUAUGCUGCAAUUUCUCAGAAUGGGCAACACUGUGGAAGGUGUUUUACAUAGAUGUGUGACGUUAUAUGUAAUGUUGUUAUACUGUAUAUUGCACUUAUGUACUCAUUGUUGAUUGUACUCAUUGUGGUGGAACAGUUUUCAGUUCAGUGUAACAUGUCCCUAUUUUAAUCAACUGACUAUUGUUAUUUGGUUAUUAGCUACAACAAAUGAUAACCACAUAUCAUAUUGAUCUGGGCUCAAUACUCAAAUAUCAACACAUUUUUUUUGCAUAUUGUCAUUUAUUUUGUUUGUUCCUAGUUGCAGGUAAUUUGAUUAAUGCUUGAAUCAGUCUUCUGUCUCAAAUUCCAUACAUAAAUUGUUAAAUCCA